UCCAACUAUCAAUAUCACUAUCAUUCCUCCAUAUAUGGUGGUAAUUGUUAAAGAGAAAACAAUGAAGCAGAAGAGGAAAUAGCCUGCUGACAACUGGCAGCUGAGGUGGGGGGUGGGGCACAGACAUAGGCCUUGGAAGCAGGAGCAUUAAUUACUGCUAAAAUUCCCAGAGCUCUCCCAUCUGCCUCCUUUAGCCUUUAUCUGCUGCUUCACCAUCCUGAAAUCAAAGAGGAAGAAAAAGGAGGGGUGGCGGGACCGCAGAAUCGCAGAUAUGACUGAGGCUGAUGUAAAUGCGAAGGCCUACCCCUUUGCAGAUGCCCACCUCAACAAGAAACUAUUGGGCCUUCCUCUCCAUCCUCUCAGGAUCAUCCUCUCUGGUGAAUGGAGCAGUCAUGUAACUACAAGCAGCUUCAGAAAGGAGCCAACGAAGCCACCGAAACCUUCAACAGAGGCAUCUCUGAGUUCAUCGUGAUGACUGCAGACGCUGAGCCCCUGGAGAUCAUCCUGCACCUUCCGCUGCUGUGUGAAGAUAAGGACAUGCCCUACAUGUUUGUGUGCUCCAAGCAGGCCCUUGGGUGGGCCUGCUGGGUGUCCAGGCCUGUCAUCGCCUCCUGUUCUGUCACCAUCAAAGAAGGCUCCCAGCUGAAGCAGCAGAUCCAGUCCGUUCAGCAGUCCAUUGAAAGGCUCUUAGUGUAAACCACUGGCCUCUGUCCCACUCCUCAGUGAGUC
Molecule: messenger RNA, 729 nt
Organism: Canis lupus familiaris (dog)
Lineage: Eukaryota; Metazoa; Chordata; Mammalia; Carnivora; Canidae
Product: NHP2-like protein 1
Exons: 1
Coding region: 382-696 (104 amino acids)
Biological process (GO): maturation of SSU-rRNA; mRNA splicing, via spliceosome
Cellular component (GO): precatalytic spliceosome; small-subunit processome; U4/U6 x U5 tri-snRNP complex
Molecular function (GO): RNA binding
Source: RefSeq, a predicted model, not a curated record